Glycine soja is the source of this 1105-nucleotide messenger RNA. Its product is annotated as hsp70-Hsp90 organizing protein 1-like. The coding region runs from base 683 to 1093 and encodes 136 amino acids. Gene Ontology annotation, molecular function: Hsp90 protein binding. The transcript has 7 exons. NCBI's taxonomy places the organism in Eukaryota, Viridiplantae, Streptophyta, Magnoliopsida, Fabales, Fabaceae. The record is from RefSeq and is a predicted model, not a curated record.
UUCUUCGUUUGGAUUAAGGUUGUUGGUAAUGCUAUGGCGAACACCGAUGAACCCAAUCUCAUAAACUUCUCCUCCGUUGGUGAACCCUCGAAGGUUCUCAUGGACAAGUAUUUGAAGAUAGUCAAAGAAUUUGUGGACUCCAACGAUCAAGGGUUGGGAUUAAACGGAGAGUAUCUAUUGACAAAACCAAAAAGGAGGUUGACAACACUACCUUGAUAGAGAAUCUUCCUCUUGUCUCAUGUUCUGCAGCAUCAGAUCAGGUUGAUGUGCCGAAGCAAUCUCAAAAGAAAGAAGAGCCGGAGCCACCUCAACAUCAGAAUUUCAUUGUUAAUGAACCCAAAAGGGUUCAAAUUUCCCGGAUUGUUUUGGACUGUUUUAAUCUCUACGCUGGUAACGGUUUGACGACUGCAUAAAGGAUUGUGAAAGGGCUGUUGAAAGGGGAAAAAUACUAAGAUCGGAUUACAAGAUGAUAGCAAGAGCUUUGACAAGGAAAGGGACUGCAUUGGCCAAAAUGGCUAAAUGCAUUACCCAAAUUUUAACCUGCCAUUGAGAAUUUCCAAAAAGCACUUACAGAGAACCGCAACACAGACACCUUGAAGAAACUGAACGAAGCUGAAAAGGCUAAGAAAGAACUAGAGCAACAACAAGCAUUAUACAAAAGCUAUAAAAAGGAACCCAAAAGAUGCUAAGGGAGGGUUUGAAACAUGAUCCUAACAAUGAGGACUUGCUUGAUGGCAUAAGAAGGUAUGGUAUCGUGCUACAUUCCUGCUAUUUUUGGGAGUUAAUAUUGCCACUUUCCAUAUGCACCAUGACAAUGCAAGUGCGUAAUCACCAUAGUAUCAUACAUUUAAGAUGUUUAGAACAAAUUAAUAAGGCUAUCCAUGGAGAUUUUACACCUGAGGAGUUAAAGGAGAGACAGGCCAAGGCAAUGCAAGACCCAGAGAUACAAAGCAUUCUGCAAGACCCUGUUAUGAGACAAGUAUUGAUUGAUUUCCAGGAAAAUCCCAGAGCUGCAGAGGAACAUGCGAAGAAUCCAAUGGUGAUGAACAAGAUUCAAAAGCUUAUCAGUGCCGAGAUUGUGCAGAUGAGAUGAAUUUUAUGGAAG